Molecule: messenger RNA, 1351 nt
Organism: Suricata suricatta (meerkat)
Lineage: Eukaryota; Metazoa; Chordata; Mammalia; Carnivora; Herpestidae
Gene: CNN3
Product: calponin 3
Exons: 8
Coding region: 395-1351 (318 amino acids)
Biological process (GO): actomyosin structure organization
Molecular function (GO): actin binding
Source: RefSeq, a predicted model, not a curated record
GACCAGGGCGGGGGCCCGAGCCCCGCGCUGGGAGAGAGCGCUGCGCCCCCAGCCCUGCGGUUGGCCGGCCCGCCCCCUCGUCGGAGAGGCGGGAGGAGGCGGCUCUUCAUUGGUCCGGCCCGUCGGCCAAUCCCCGAAGGCCCGGGAGAGGAGGAGGGGGCAGUUCGUGGCGGACUCGGGAGCGGAGCGGGAGGCUCUGCGGGACCCAGUCGGACCCAGCAGCCGAGGCACCGCCCGCGCUCCGCCGCCGCGUCUGGGCGUCUCCUGCGCCGCCCAAGGGAGCGAGCUUCGAGCAUCUCGCGCUGCGGCCACUCCUCGGGGCCAGGAGCAGGGAAAACGAGUACUAGAACCCCCCCAGACUCGAGCGCAGCCUCUUUCCGCCUCCCGAACCACCAUGACCCACUUCAACAAGGGUCCUUCCUACGGGCUCUCGGCCGAAGUCAAGAACAAGAUCGCUUCCAAGUAUGAUCAUCAGGCUGAAGAAGAUCUUCGAAACUGGAUAGAAGAGGUGACAGGCAUGAGCAUUGGCACCAACUUUCAGCUGGGCUUAAAAGACGGCAUAAUCCUCUGCGAACUCAUAAACAAGCUGCAGCCAGGCUCAGUGAAGAAGGUUAAUGAGUCCUCUUUAAACUGGCCUCAGUUGGAGAAUAUUGGCAACUUUAUUAAGGCUAUUCAAGCUUAUGGCAUGAAGCCACAUGACAUAUUUGAAGCAAACGACCUUUUUGAGAACGGAAACAUGACCCAGGUUCAGACUACGCUGGUGGCACUGGCAGGUCUGGCUAAAACAAAAGGAUUCCAUACAACCAUUGACAUUGGAGUGAAGUAUGCAGAGAAACAAACAAGACGUUUUGAUGAAGGAAAAUUAAAAGCUGGCCAAAGUGUAAUUGGUUUGCAGAUGGGAACCAACAAGUGCGCCAGCCAGGCAGGUAUGACGGCCUACGGGACCAGGAGGCACCUUUAUGAUCCCAAAAUGCAAACUGACAAGCCUUUUGACCAGACCACAAUCAGUCUGCAGAUGGGCACCAACAAAGGGGCCAGCCAGGCGGGGAUGUUAGCACCAGGGACCAGAAGAGACAUCUACGAUCAGAAGCUAACAUUACAACCAGUGGACAACUCGACGAUUUCUCUACAGAUGGGAACCAACAAAGUUGCUUCCCAGAAAGGAAUGAGUGUGUAUGGGCUUGGGCGGCAAGUGUAUGAUCCGAAAUACUGUGCUGCUCCCACAGAACCUGUCAUUCACAAUGGAAGCCAAGGAACAGGAACAAAUGGGUCUGAAAUUAGUGAUAGUGAUUAUCAGGACAAAGACGAUGAAGAAGAAGAAGGUCCAUCAGCCUUACCGUUUAUUCUGUGA